CUUUAUGAAAAGCUCAUUCCGAAUUGUAACUUCAACAUUAGCAGUAUCUAAAUCCAAACCUCAAAAACAUUGAACAUGGGUCGCAGCAAGGCGAAGAGGAAGGUGCACUUGUAUCGUCCCUUGGAGAAUCGCAAAAAGAUCGUUGAGGACUACUAUUUGACGGCCGAGCAGGUAAGGCGCAUAGUCCAGCGAUGGUAUUUCAUAUGGAACCCCCUCUCGGAUUCGGAAUCAGAGUGCAGUUCCGUGGCGGAAAGCCCCCUAAAAGAUGCCACUGCCUAUGGGGAUUGGCCUUUGCCGGGCGGCAAAUUCGAUUUCGAGACGACUGGCCGGGCGAUCCUGAUGAAUCUGAGCAACUACCCCGCCCCGGAGGUAAUCUAUCCGCCCGUCUCGCUGGCCUCCGUGGUGCCCAACACCCUGCGGAUCAACAGUCCGCCCUAUAUCACCCACACCAUCUUCGAGCACGUGAUGGAGGACAUAUGCGAGAGGGCCAAGACCUAUGUGAACCCACCCGAGUGUGAGGGAGCCGUGGGCUACGAUCGACGUUCCCUGCCCAUCCGCCGGAAUAAUGAUGAGGAGUCCUGGAUGGAUGGCCGCUACUGUGCCAAAUUGUUUGUGGAGCUCAACGAACCCCUGGUGGACUAUGCGAAGCUGCGGCGAUUGCCCAAGCGCAAGAGGCCACCGUCGAGGCGGAACAAACUCUUGGCAGGAUUGAAGCGGAUAAAGUUGGCCAGGAGGAACACCAAGUGGAAGCGACCGCGGGCCAGGCUGGUCUUCCAGUCGGAAACGGAGAGGCUCUACCAGCCGUGGGCGGUGUUCGAGGAGGAGCCACUGCCCUCGGACGACUACUACGUGGAGUAUGCGAACGAGGACUUCGACCUGGAGCCGGAGCAGUCGUGGCACUCCUCGGCGGACGAGGAACUGAUGCCAAAGGUAACCCAUUCCCAGUCGGAUUUCACGCUGGACUACGUGAGGACCUGCGCCAGGCUGAGGCGAUGUCACAGCCUGGGCAGUUUUUAAAAUAAGGAAGGAACUGCCAACCCUUUUUCCUUUCUUUUUCAAUUUUAAAAAGGGUUAACUUCGAAAUUCCCAUGCAAGUAAGCCCCUUUUUAUGCAGCCAAAAUAUAUGUGAAAAAUUCCAAUUUCGAGAGGUCCAUUCGAGGAAGCCCCCCUCUCGAGACCCCCUAUUCCGAUUUCACGCAAUUAAAAAGACCAGCAGUUAAACGAGGCAAAAGAGCGGCAAUUGUAACAGGCGGCAGGCUCAUCGAUCAGUUGAAAUUAAUAAAAUACUCAAUAAAUGCGCUCACAAAAACGUGUGCAAACAAUCGA
Messenger RNA from Drosophila biarmipes, 1326 nucleotides. RefSeq lists its product as uncharacterized. Lineage: Eukaryota; Metazoa; Arthropoda; Insecta; Diptera; Drosophilidae. The transcript is spliced from 2 exons. The coding region runs from base 76 to 1017 and encodes 313 amino acids. The record is from RefSeq and is a predicted model, not a curated record.